Molecule: messenger RNA, 1614 nt
Organism: Lates calcarifer (barramundi perch)
Lineage: Eukaryota; Metazoa; Chordata; Actinopteri; Centropomidae
Product: C-type lection lectoxin-Enh3
Exons: 3
Coding region: 37-453 (138 amino acids)
Source: RefSeq, a predicted model, not a curated record
CAUGGUCCUGAACAGUAUGUCAAAACUUCCAAAGCAAUGACAUGGACUGGUGCUCGGGACUACUGCAGGGAAUAUCACACAGACCUGGCCAGUGUGAGGAAUGAUGUAGAAAGCCAGAUUAUUCAGAAUGUAGCAGGUGGUGCGCAGGUGUGGAUCGGCCUUGUCAGAGAUCCCUGGGAGUGGUCAGACCAGACUUACUCAUCUUUGAGAUACUGGAAAGCUGACCAAGCAGUUCGUACUAACCCUAAUGAAGAAGUGUGUGUUGCUUUAUUUAAAAGUGAAUCAGGUAGAUGGGGAACACGACCAUGUGGUGAGGCACAUCCAUUCCUCUGUAACUGUCCCAUCACGAGGUUCAUUAAGGUGAAAAUGAGCUCAGAAGACUCAGUGCUGGAUCCAAAUGACCCUGCAGUGGCAAGACGACAUCUUGAAACAAAUCAAGCAGGAACUGAAUGACAGCAGUGUGACUGAUGCUUUCCAACUAAGAUGGAAAAAGAAUUCUGAUGGCAGAGUUUUCACCAAGGAAAAAUAAUAGGGAAUCUGACAGUCUGUCGUAACUCAGAGGGAUUUCUAGAUGUAAAUGUGUGUUUAGUCAUUGAUAGAGUUCACAAUUGCAAACCCACUGAGAAUUUUGUGUGUGCAAUUGACAUCAAAUUGUCAACAUCAUAUUUACUGGAUGGUUUGGCUUCAGUUCAAUAUGCAGAUGCAGGUAAUAUACAAGACAAGUGUGCUAUAUAAAACUCUAGAUUCUCUCCACCUGUUAGAUGUAUUUCAGUUUCUAAAUGUACUGCUACUGUCAGUCUAAUUAUUUGAAUUACUGAAAGGAUCCUAUCAAUUAUUUUGUCGUUUUCUUUUUUCUUUUUGUCCAUUUUUUGUGAGGUUAUAUUAUUGUGUCAUCAUUCUAUCAUGUGUGUUAUUUGUAUUAUUUAUCUGUAUUAAAUGUGUUUAAAAAGUAUAAUAAUAAUGAUGAAAUCCCUGCUUCUUUCAGACAAAGCUGAAAUUACCAUCCUCACAAGUCUACAAAGCCAUGCUUUCUAGUUUAUAGACUUGUCAAGAUGUCAAAGAAACAAAAUGAAAUUUGGACCUAGACCUGGUCUUGCCACAAGACCAUGCAGUCAUGGGAGCCAUUUUUCUACUUUUCAGCUACAUUAGGACUGUGCUUUGACACACUGUUACAUGCCAGGCCAGAGUGUUUGUGUGUGUUCUUCUAUCUCUCCUCACCUGUCUGCUCUCUAGGUGCCACCUACAUCAUUGGUCUUCACCUGUGACUGGCUGCCUGCAGCCAGGAAACAAGAAUAAAAGGACCAUGUCUGCUGAGUGGCUCUCUCUCAUUGCCCUUGCUGCCUGCCUGCUGAACACUCUGUUACUGUUUGUUUUAAAAGAGGUAUGUGGAAGGAGGUUGAGGAUCAUAGGUAGGUUUGGGCUACCCUAUACACUAUUUCACACACAUAGUUUCUUUUUGUUAGACACACCAGGUUAGCAGUUGGUGCCACCCCCUGUAUUGGUUUCAAUUAACCACCUUCUUAGAGAAGCUAGUUAGCUAGCUAGAUAGGGGGUAGUCAGGCCAUUUCAUUUAUUUGGCACAACCCCAUUGGUCUCAUCCUCCUCCACAUUGUU